AUGCGCGUGUACAUUGUGCCACAUUCCACUUUCUAUAUGACUUCCCAAACCCCAUUCGCCCUGCAGUGUUGGGAUGAUGUGGACGAUGUAAAGAGGGAGGUGCAUGUGCUCGAGACGCUCCGGGGACACCCCCAUGUCGUCUCCAUUAUCGAGACCAUUGAAGAUGAAAAGGAAGUGCAUAUCAUCAUGGAACUGUGUGAAGGGGGAGAGUUGUUCGACCGUAUCCUCGAGCGCAAGUACUACGGAGAGAGGCAGGCGGCCAAGGUGAUUCGGUCGGUGGUGGAGGUGCUGGAUUACUGCCACCAGCGGGGCAUCGUGCACCGCGACUUAAAGCCCGAGAACAUCCUGCUCGUGUCCAAGAGGAGCGACACCCGGUGCAAAGUGAUCGACUUUGGCAUGGCCUACUGCCUCAAGCCAGGCGAGCGCUGCAAGCUGCGUGCUGGCACGCCCAACUACAUUGCUCCAGAAGUCAUAGCCAAGAACUACGGCGCAGAGGCCAAUCGACUCCGCUCUUUGCCCGCCUCACCAACCCCCCUGCUCUCCUCCUUCUCUCCCAAUUCCUUCCUUAUUCCCUGCAGGCGAGCGCUGCAAACUAAGGGCCGGAACGCCCAACUACAUCGCCCCAGAAGUCAUAGCAAAGAACUACGGAGCAGAGGCGGACGUGUGGAGCGCGGGGGUGAUCCUUUACGUGCUACUUUGCGGGUUACCCCCGUUUUGGGGGGAUACCACGGAGGACGUGUUCAAGAGCAUCUUGUGGCAGGAGCUGGAUUUUGA
Closterium sp. Naga37s-1 is the source of this 774-nucleotide messenger RNA. The record is from the annotation of a GenBank genome assembly. Lineage: Eukaryota; Viridiplantae; Streptophyta; Zygnematophyceae; Desmidiales; Closteriaceae.